GAAUAAUAAUUUUAUUCAUGUAUGAUUUGGUUCAUUGUGUAAUCCAUCGAUGUUAUUUAGAUUAAUAUUUUCUAUGAAUACAGUACUUUACUCACUCAGCGGGCAACAAAUUAAAUAAUAGUUUCACGUUACGUUAACAUAAAGCUUUAUUAUAGAAAAAUCAAACGUUCACUGCAGGCAAUGCCCUUUAGUACUUCUAUUAUCGUGUGAAAUAGUGUUCUGUGUACAUUCUGUUGAUAUUUUCUACUGUUUUCAUUUGAGUUACCUACAUAGUGUUGUUAAUUUUAGAGAUCAAGUGCUAUAAGGCCUAGUAAUUUUUUGCAAUAUCAAAAUAUUAGGCUAACCUAUACGUUUAUUAUUGUUUGUUAGGUGCUGUUGGUUGUAAGAGUUUUACAAUAGUUUGAAAAGGUUAUAUUAAUGGUUCUACUUGAUUCUAAUACAAUGGCUGAGGCAAUAAGAACCAAAGUUAAUGGCUCUUUACUUCCAAAGUUCAUAAAUCGUAAUAUCAGUUUGAUGGGGAUUGUAAUAAAGACCAAUCCUAAUGGGCGCUCUUUUGACAUCCAGACAGGAGAUAGGCAGGUGGUUACUGUGAACUUGAGGCAGCCACUUGAUGACAUGGUGGAGGGGCUCGUGGAGGUACAAGGUGUUGUGCAAGGAAAGGGAUUAGUUAUGUGCGACUACUAUAUUAACUUCCCACCAGAGCUCGCAGAGACAUUUGACCUGGAACUGGACAAUGAAACUGCAGUGUUGCUGAAUGCCAUACCCAAUCCUUGGAGAUAGGAAUUAGGAAUGCUUUUUACAUUAAGAAUGUUUAAUAUACUUUUCCUUUUCAUAACUUAUUUACUUCGUAUUUUAUUUUCCCUACAUAUUUAUGUUUUUACUUAUGUCAUAAUUUGUUUUGAUUACUGCAAUUUUUGCCUUAUUAUAAUGACUCUUAACAGAUGAAAUGAAAAAAUUUUAUGAAAUUGGCAUGCAUUCAAAGUGUCUUAAGCACGCUGCCCAAUAGUUCUUAAUGCUAUCUGUUUCUUUUCUCAACAUUAUUACUAGUAGGGAUUCAUGUUUGGUUUAACCGUUUUAUUAAUAAUAUAAUAAUUUAAAAUUGUAAACUUUUUAAUGUAAAAAACUUAUGUCUGUAUUUGUCUUUGAGUUAAAAAAUAAACACGGAUACAUGUAUAAUCAGUAAAUACAAAAAGGAAAGGAGUAAAAUCAUUUAAUUAUUAAAUUUGUUAUUUUAUACUGUGACAGCUGUUUGGGUAUAAUAUUUAAUUUACACCAAUGAGUUAUUUAAAUAUCAAUAUAUCUUAGAUGUAACGUUGUUAGUUUAUCAGCAACCGUUUUGUAUAUUCAUUAUUUUUCAAAAAUUAUAUUCAACACACACACACACACCUAGUAGAACUUUAUUAUAUUUGUAUUGCUGUUGGAAGAACUUGUUUGAACAUAUAUAUAUAUAUAUACAGGAUAUCCAUUAUAAUUUCUCUAACAUCAAAUAACUCUCUCAGGCUCACUCUUUCAGUAUGCAUUAUGCUACAAAUUCAACAACAGAGUGGUUAUAAUCUUCGAACAUGUUUAACCUAAAUUUACACAAUUAUUUAACAAUAAUAAUUUGCAAACAAUAAAAUUCAUAAUGUAUUUAUAUACCGUAACUUAAUUAGUAUUAUAUACAAUGUAGAUACCUCUGUUUUUAUACUUAUGUAAAUUGUUAAUAAAGCAAAGAUAAGUAACAGAUUG
This is a messenger RNA of Homalodisca vitripennis (glassy-winged sharpshooter), 1728 nucleotides long. Its product is annotated as replication protein A 14 kDa subunit-like. Gene Ontology annotation, cellular component: DNA replication factor A complex; site of double-strand break; nucleus. Bases 418 to 780 code for a protein of 120 amino acids. Gene Ontology annotation, molecular function: damaged DNA binding; single-stranded DNA binding. The record is from RefSeq and is a predicted model, not a curated record. The transcript has 4 exons. Gene Ontology annotation, biological process: base-excision repair; DNA replication; nucleotide-excision repair. NCBI's taxonomy places the organism in Eukaryota, Metazoa, Arthropoda, Insecta, Hemiptera, Cicadellidae.